Messenger RNA from Arabis nemorensis, 828 nucleotides. The record is from the annotation of a GenBank genome assembly. NCBI's taxonomy places the organism in Eukaryota, Viridiplantae, Streptophyta, Magnoliopsida, Brassicales, Brassicaceae.
AUGAGUUUCGUUUUCCGGGGAAGUAGAGGAGAUUUAGAAAGCGGUUUCUCGGGGUUUAUACCCGAGAGACGAACUAUGCGUGUUCAUGGAGGUCGACCAGUUAAUUCAAAUUCCCUCGCUUUUCUGGUUACAGUUCUUUUGUUGUUUAUGAUUCUCAAUUCGCAUCAGAUGCCUCCUAACUUCCUGCUGUGGCUUGUGCUUGGGGUGUUUUUGAUGGCAACGACACUUAGGAUGUAUGCGACUUGCCAACAACUACAAGCUCAGGCUCAGGCUCAUGCUGCAGCAGCUAGUGGCCUAUUCAGCCACACUGAGCUCCGGUUGCAUGUGCCUCCUUCCAUUGCUCUUGCAACGAGAGGGCGUCUUCAAGGACUUAGGCUCCAACUGGCUCUUCUUGAUCGGGAGUUUGAUGACUUAGAUUAUGAAACUCUAAGGGCACUUGAUUCUGAUAAUGUUUCCACAACUUCUAUGAGCGAGGAAGAGAUAAAUGCACUUCCAGUACACAAGUACAAGGUGUUUGAUCCUGAAAAUGGUUGCUCUUUGUCAAAGCAGGCAUCGACCUCAUCCUCGGCUGAGAAGAUGCAAGAUUCUGUCAGUGGAAAUGAAAAAGGAACAGAAGACGAGCUCACUUGUAGUGUUUGCUUAGAACAAGUUAAUGUAGGGGAAAUUGUUCGCACCUUACCCUGCUUGCAUCAGUUUCAUGCAGGCUGUAUCGAUCCAUGGCUUAGACAGCAAGGAACAUGUCCCGUCUGUAAAUUCAGAGCUCAUUCGGGAUGGCAAGAGCAAGGCGGGAUCGACAAUGAUGAUGAUGAUGCUUCCGACAUGGUUUAA